Messenger RNA from Zootoca vivipara (common lizard), 869 nucleotides. It is a transcript of the gene ZDHHC22, whose product is annotated as zDHHC palmitoyltransferase 22. Gene Ontology annotation, molecular function: palmitoyltransferase activity. Lineage: Eukaryota; Metazoa; Chordata; Lepidosauria; Squamata; Lacertidae. The record is from RefSeq and is a predicted model, not a curated record.
AUGCUAGUCCUCAGGUUCCUCAAUGUGGUUGCUCCUGCCUACUUCCUGUGCAUCUCCUGUGUGACCUUCGUCCUCCAGCUCUUCCUCUUCAUCCCCAGCAUGUUCAAAGACCCUUCCGCCACCCCGCUCUUCUGCUCCUCCGCUUUGCUGCACGGCGCCCUUUUCCUCUUCCUCUCGGCCAACGCGCUGGGCAACUACAUCCUGGUGAUCCAGAACACCCCUGAGGACCUGAGCAAUGGCAUGAACUGGGUUGGAGGAGGAGGAGGAGGAGCCGAUGGCGUGGCCCCCGACUGGCCCGAUGGGAGCUGCCCCCCUGGCUCGGCCUUACCCAACACCCACUUCUGUAGACUGUGUGCCCGGGUCACCCAAAGGCAUGACCACCACUGUUUCUUCACAGGGAACUGCAUUGGGAGCAGGAACAUGAGGAACUUCGUCAUGUUCUGCCUGUAUACUGCUUUGGCUUGCCUGGAUUCCUUGGUGGCAGGGGUGGCUUACAUUUCCACUGUGCUCUCCACCUCCUUUGCCAACCCACUGGCAUUCCUCACUCUCCUGCCUCAGUCCAUCAGCCAGUUCUUCUCAGGAGCUCUGCUAAGCUCGGAAAUGUUUGUCAUCCUCAUGCUAUACCUCUGGCUGGGGAUCGGACUCGCCUGCGCCGGCUUCUGCUGCCACCAAAUGCUGCUGAUCUUGCGAGGCCAAACGCGGUACCAGGUGCGGAAGGGGGUGGCGGCACGAGCCCGUCCUUGGAAGAAGAACCUGGAAGAGGUCUUUGGGAAGAGGUGGCUGCUCGGACUGCUCAUCCCCGUGUUCAACGUAGGAAGCGACUAUCACAGGCAGAAGGAGAAGUGACCCCGCCCGGCACACAGGUGCGC